This is a messenger RNA of Bactrocera neohumeralis, 6116 nucleotides long. RefSeq names its product homeobox protein orthopedia (gene otp). Bases 1245 to 2558 code for a protein of 437 amino acids. Gene Ontology annotation, molecular function: DNA binding; DNA-binding transcription factor activity, RNA polymerase II-specific. Gene Ontology annotation, biological process: neuron differentiation; regulation of DNA-templated transcription. Lineage: Eukaryota; Metazoa; Arthropoda; Insecta; Diptera; Tephritidae. The record is from RefSeq and is a predicted model, not a curated record. The transcript is spliced from 8 exons.
UCGCCGAGUGUAACGCGCUUGUGCAUCCGUCACCGUUAGUUUUGGCAAAUUUUUGCACUGUUGCACAAAGGCAUCACACACAGACGCUGCAACAUAUGUGAGUUCAUACCGACACGCACAUUUAAUGACCAUUUAAGGGACAUUAAUUUGCUCCCAACGCGUCCAGUCGGGUCAACGCAGUGACACAGCGCAGACAGCAAGCUCAUCUACCGAAUCUUUCUCGAAAUCGUUGUGUUGCAAGUGCAAUGUGGCAAUGUCGUGUUGUAAUGUGAACGGUGAAUGUGGUUGUUGCUGCUGACGCGGCAGUGCCGAGAAUUUGUUGGAUUUAAUUAAAAGUGUCAAUUAAAUUAUAACCGUGAAUUAAGUAGUCGAUUCAACCGCAGACGAAAUAAAGAGUGCGCUUCUAGUGGAGCGGCGGUAGGGUGCAACAGACGAAAGGCGCAUGCUGCUGGAGUUUUGAAAGUGUGUUAAUGACUUGGCGCACGAAAAGCGUUUACAAAAACAAAGCUAAUUUUUGAACCAUAAAAAUAAUAAUGACAGAAGUGCAAAUAUAAAUCAAUAAAAUGAUUGAAGCCACCAAAACUUGUGCAGCCGAAUGAAAAAUAAUAAUACCAGAUAAUUAAGAAAUCGGUUUCAUCCGUCCGGGAGGCUGAAAGGUGUGUGAAAAGCUUGAGGUUUUUACGCCUACAACACUCAAUUCAAGUUUCGCAGCUUCGAAGGAUACAAGCUCCUACUCAUAUGUUUAUACGGGAACUCAUAUGUAAGCAAAUAAAAAUUAAAUCAAAAAUAAAUUAGAAAAUAAAAAUACCUGCACUUUGCGUGUGUGGGUGUUUGAAAGCGGCUCGCACUUCCACAUUUCGAAUUGAUGCCAAUGACGCUUUUUAUGUCACUUUGGAGUUGCCGGAAGUUCGCAAACAUUUGAUUGAAUUAAUUCGUGUUAUGAAGGCCAGCCCGCUUGUGCGCCCAAGUCGAGAACGAGUCCCUUGAAAUGUAGUGCUGUCGCGCCAAGCUUUUCGGCACACGAACUGUGAUAAAACAUGUAUACGACCGAUUAACUUCUCUGAAAAUAAUUACGAAGCAACUACCAACACACUACCACACACACGUAAACCGUUAUUCAAUCGAAUUGAAUACACUAGAAAAGUACCGAGAACUCACGACAGAAAUUUCAAUACCAAAAUCAACGCGUUAAGCGGAAAACCGGCAAGCUGUCUGCGCUAUCGAUUCGGAACUUUUCAGCAAACAUGCUGAACAAUCUGGGCGCCAAUGUUCUGGGUCCCAAGGAUUGUGAUCUACCCAAGGCCGCAAUCACGGCCUUGCACGCCGGCGUCAAUAGUUUCGGCCAAUUGCCGCCGAACGCGCAGAACCCGGCCGACGCGGUGCUGAACGGCGGCGGCGGUGGCGGCGGGGCGCGGCUGCACGUCACUGGCGGCCUCUGCGACACGCCUAAUCCGCAUCACAAUAACAACAACAACAAUACCAAUAACAACAACAUGCAACAGCAGGAUCAGAACUCGGAUAAAAACAACAAGCAGAAGCGGCAUCGCACACGCUUCACGCCCGCCCAAUUGAACGAGCUGGAGCGGUGCUUCUCGAAAACACACUAUCCGGACAUUUUCAUGCGCGAGGAAAUCGCGAUGCGCAUCGGACUGACCGAGUCCAGAGUGCAGGUUUGGUUUCAAAACCGGCGCGCCAAGUGGAAGAAGCGCAAGAAGACCACAAAUGUCUUCCGCACGCCGGGCGCGCUGCUGCCAUCGCACGGACUGCCGCCCUUCGGCGCCAACAUCACCAACAUUGCCAUGGGCGAGGGCCUCUGCGGUACCGGCAUGUUCGGCGGCGAUCGCUGGGGCGUGGGCGUAAAUCCGAUGACUGCAGGUUUUGGUCAACUAAAUCAAUCUUCGCCGCUCUCAUCUACAAUAAAUAGUGGUCUUAAUUCGGGUAUUAACAUUGGUUCCGCAAUGGGUGCCGGCAGCUAUCAGCAUUAUGGACUAAACGCUUUAGGUGAUUCGAUGAUGUAUCAGCACACGGUUGGUGGCGUUAGCUGCGGCGCCAGCGGCUCGCCCACCACGACCACGCCUCCGAACAUCAAUUCGUGCUCAUCGGUCACACCGCCACUGUCGAAUCAGCCGAACGCGGGGCCAAACGACAUGAAUGGCGACCAAAUGGGUGGUCCACCACAUCAUCAGCAACAACCAACAACGCCGCAACAGCAACAACAGCAGCAGCAGCAACAGCAACAAGCCCACCAACAAAAUCACCACCAUCAACAACCACCACCACAACAACAACAGCAGCAGCAGCAACAACAACCCCAGCCACAACAUCAAGAACAUACGGCAAAUAAUGGUGGCUCACACAUGGUGCCACAUUGCCACCAAUCCAUGCAAUCGCCAUCAGAUGGCGGCAAUGUCGGCGAAGAAGAUGUCUGGCGAGGACACAGUAUAGCCGCCUUGCGGCGUCGCGCUUCCGAACUAAAUGCCACAUCGGCGAUUCCAUCGUAUUUGCAUCACGCGGCCGCCGCCCACAACAAUUACGAACAUCACAAUUCGGUCUACUGAAAUUUGUUGAAGAGCUUUGAAAGCUUUUCGGAUUACGGCUUCCCCAGUUGUGGGAAUCAUGAGUUCUAGCAUGUGACCAAAGCGGAUGCUGAUGGCAAUGGUGGCAUGGCGCAAAGGUGGUGAUAUUAAAAAACAACACGGUUGAGGAUGGCGCUUGCGUGUAAGAAUAGAAGAAAGGUGAAACGCACAGCAGUUUGGCAGCCACUGGGCGCGCAACAGAGUACAGUGGCUGUAAGGACUGUGGUGAAGUUAUAUUUUUUGUUGAAAAGUUUACACAGAGCCUAGCAAAGAACCGAACGAAGUAUACGUAAAAAGUGAACUGCAAGCAUAAUGCAAAUUUAAAAUUAAGAUUUAAAAACAAAAAAACUUGUAUGCACUGCAUUAUGACUUAAAUUGUUUGUAUGUAAGUACUAGAUUAGAAUAUAUACACAGAUACGAAAAUAUAUUGAAAUUGUGAAAAGACGGAAGCAGCAGAGGUAUUGACCAAAACUUAACUGAAACAGUGAAAUUUUUAUUUUGUUGUUUUGUAUUUCAAAGAGACAAGCUUUUUUUAACUGCGAAAGUCAGUAAUUUUUCGCACACACUGUAUACCUUUGAAAGUCUUUUUAUUGAACUGUAAAAAUUAUGUUGCUUAAAAACAUUUAAUUCCUGUAAUAGCUGAAAAUUUUCUACAUACAAUGCCAGUAUCAUAUAUACAGUGACGCAAGAGUUUAAUCGCUAAAAUUUUUAUUCCAACAUUUAAAAUUAAAAAUAAAACUUUUCAAAGCUAAAAAGUUAGAUAGGAAAAUAAGCAAAUAUAUUUUACGAAAUCCUUUUUCAAUUCGACGCUACGCCCGUGUAAACUUCUGAGUCACUGUAUCAGCGGUCAGUUUCGAUUAUUGAAACUAAAAAUUUGUUGCAAAUAAUAUUAAAAAAUAAAGUGUACAUAAAAAUUUGGGUUUUCUUUAAAAGUGUCAUACUGUACUUAAGCAUAUACUUAACGAAUUAAAAAACGCAAUUAAAGACUAUAAAAUGUAAAAGAACAAAUGUAUACGAAAUGAAGAGCAGUGAACGAGUAAUUAUAAAUUAUCAAAUUAAAGUUAAACUUAGUGACUAUAUUUACAUAUAUCUAUAUACAUGUUCCCAAGUAAGUUAUUACAUAAUUAGGUGCUAAGUAAAUGUUAAUUAAAUUCAAAUAUAAAUAAAAAAUCACAACAAAAAGCCGAGCAAAACAAAAAAUGCUUCUGAAAAGAGACAAGCAUAUACAUAUGUAUACUAAACACAAAGCUACACGACUAUACACGAAGUAUACGAAGAGAAUGUUAUUAAAUGUCAACAUAAUAUGAGCUUCUGAAAUUUUUUUUGAGAAAUUUUGAAAAAAUAACAGUAAACUGGAAAUAACAAAAUCGACUUUUUAUGGCUAUUGGAUCAAAGUCGUUCUUUCGACAGGUGAAGUUCUAAGAAAGUAAUUUCUCCUUUAUUAUUCGAAGUUAGUCUCCAAAUUCGAAAAAAUUCGAUGUUGAGCUUAUUGAGAAAGUAUUAUUAAAUAUCUAUAGUUAGUAACCGUAAACAAGAAAAAAUAUGGGCAUUAUUUACGCCUCUUAUCAUUUCAAUGCUGUAUAAUAUUGUUCGGUCAGGAUUAUAUGACUGAUAUUAUAGGUUUUCAAGUCCAUUCAGUAUUUGAUUAUAUUAUGUAAUUUGAUUACAUAUAUUAACUGCGCUAUAUAGGAAAAUUUAAUUUUUAAUUUUUUACAAACAUUCGACUUUGAUCACACACAUACAUAGAUACAUUAACUGUAUUAUAAGUUUGAGCGACAAAUGAUUUACACAAAUUAAAUGAGAGGAUAAAGUGCAUUCUGCUCAGAUUUUUACAUUUUUGGUCACUAUAUAUAAUAAUACUUCUUAGAAUAAGCAAGUCGAAAUUUCGAAUUUCGAAGAAAAGUAAUUCGAAUUGGAUAGCUUCGAAAAACGAAAAGAAUAAUUUUUUCCUUAGUAACUGUAACUAAUAAACUUUUUUCUAAUAAGUCACAUUUCUAAUUUCGAACAAAAUAUAUAUUUUGAAUCAAGCUAACUUCGAAAAACGACAGAAAAUUACUUUUUAUCCUUUCUGAGUAACUAUAACUAAUAAACUUUUUCCCAAAAAAUUAAAUUUCGAAUUUCGAAAAAAAUACAUAUUUCGAAUUUCGCUAACUUUGAAAAACGAAAGAAAAAUAUUUUUUUAUAAUUUUUAGUACUUAUAACCAACAAACUUUUUCCAAUAAGUUAGACUUCGAAUUAAAAAAAAAUGUUCAAAUUCCGAAAAAAAUAUCGAACUUCAAAAAACGUAAAAAUACUUAACUGCAGCUGUUGGAAAUAUUGUUAGGGUCCAAUAGCCCGCCGAGUAUUUUACAGCGCAAUGUAUCCUAUAAUUUUGUCAGAAUUUUGGUGUCAUUCGGCCUUGGAAAAAUUACAGUUAUUUGCUUGUGAAUGUACAAUAACUAAUUUUAUCCAAACUCUGCUUCCUUUUGUGCAAUAACAUUUUAAAUUAAUUUAAUUAAACCUUUCUGUCCUCCACACACUUUGUAAGGAUAAAUAUGCAAGAAAAAUUAACGACAACAAAUAAGUUGAUGUUGCCUAGACAAAGCAGCCAAUAUUCGAUAUUUCACACACGAACACACAUUCUUACAAAUGUUUGUCUUUGUGAACAUUUUAAAUUGAUGGAUCUACUAUUUGCCUAUAAAUAUAAAAGCUUCGACUUAGAUGUAAAUAAAUGCUGCACAGUGGGACGAGAGUGUGCUUUCGGCGAGCGUAAGAAAGUUGGGAUGUGUGUGUUGAUUAAGUGAUCGGAAAAUUGUUUAUAUUUGUUUUAUGUUGAGAUAUUUGAUUGAUUAAACUAAAGAAAUUAGAAGGCAACAUAAAAUGAAUAUUUUUCGUAGAAAGAAAGUGUAGAAUGUUAGAAAUUUUUUUGCGGCAGAUCAGAAUUUUCACUGCUUUCGAUAUCUGUAAACAACAGUAUUGCCAAAAAUUUAAAUUUUUAGUUUUUACAACAAAAAUGGUUAUUACAUAAUUAUUUUAGUAUAAAGCAUUUCCUUGAUGCUUUUCGAAAUUGAGUAUUUUAUCUUUUUUAUAUCGAAAAUUUGUCUCAGAUUUUUAUAUUUUGAUUAAUUAGUUUGUGUUUUUCAUUUCUUCUUCUCCUAUCCACCCACAUGACAAGUUAUUCCAUUACGACACCUAAAAUUCUAACGACCGCAGAUGUACACUUUCCCACUGUGCUUCAGUUCUCUUAAAGAAUAAGAGCAAAAAAAAGUUAAAGCAAAACCGCAUUAAGAGAUACAUACAUACAUGUGCUAAUCGGAGGGAGAUAAUAUUGUAAUAGGCUUUAAUGCAUACGUAUACUUUAAUAUUUAAGAUAGCUACGGAUAAAUGUAAACUCUAUACAAUAACUAAAUAUUGCAUUGCUGCUUAAAUUAGAACAAAAACAAAAAACCAUAAACAAUUAUUAAAUUAAAUGAAUGAAAAAUAAUAGCAUAUGUAUAACAGUAAUGUGUGAGGAGAAUUAAGAAUAUGUACUUGUAAAUAAAUAAAUGCGUACUUAUGGAU